AUGGAUUUCCUUAGGCGAACCUUUGCCGAGGCUAGGCUGCGGUAUCAUGUAUCAAAAGUUUUUGUUGAAGCGAGCGCUACUCCUGCGAAGCUAUCGGCGGAGUUUCUCUCUUUGGUAGAGGAGCACCCCCUUGUUGUGCUGAGCCUCCUACGCGACCACCUGCAAACGGGUUCCCCACACGCGUACGCGUACCUUCAGCUGCUUGAGAAAAUAGUGGACGCCUGCAGCUUCUCUUUCCACGCAGCGAUGGCGACUGACCAUGCACUGCAAGAAAAAUUAGUUCAACUCGCUGUGACGCGGGUAGAGGGUGCAGAGAAGCGAAAGGUGCGCCGUUUGGCGCGUCUGACGCUGUUGGAGUAUUCGCGGAUGUUUGUCGACGUUCCCCAGCUGCGGAGCCUGGCAAGACUUGCGGGUUUGGUGGAGAAAUUGACCGGCAAGAGUUUGAUGCGGGCUCUUGCGGUUGAGAACAAGAAGGUUGCCUUCAUUGAUUUGCGACCGGAGGACAUCAUCCUGAUUAGUCCUGUGGAGGAGCCUCUUAAGGCCCUUCCAUCGCCGCAGCGAAAACACGCGGCGUGGCCCUGCCACGCUUGUACGUACGUGAACAGGUCACAAGCGACGGCGUGCGUUGUGUGCAAUACCCCGAAGGCAAAGCACGCUGCCUCCUCACUGGCCGACGAGCCAACGGGCGGGACAGCGCUCUCCGCGGCGGAAAUCCUUAACGGAACUUUGUGCCAUGAGAAAAGUGGCGGUAACGUAACUCCUCCUCGUCUCUCAACCGAGGAUGGCGCCCGGGCGCCAACUCCAAUUCGAGGUGGCGAAAAGAGUGAGGUCAAAGGGAAGGUUUUGGCGGAACAUGUCGCACCCGCGGCCGGAAAUCACGCCUGA
Messenger RNA from Trypanosoma rangeli, 885 nucleotides. RefSeq lists its product as uncharacterized. NCBI's taxonomy places the organism in Eukaryota, Euglenozoa, Kinetoplastea, Trypanosomatida, Trypanosomatidae. The record is from RefSeq and is a predicted model, not a curated record. The transcript has a single exon. Bases 1 to 885 code for a protein of 294 amino acids.